This is a messenger RNA of Pygocentrus nattereri (red-bellied piranha), 2242 nucleotides long. It is a transcript of the gene hnmt, whose product is annotated as histamine N-methyltransferase. Bases 381 to 1259 code for a protein of 292 amino acids. NCBI's taxonomy places the organism in Eukaryota, Metazoa, Chordata, Actinopteri, Characiformes, Serrasalmidae. The transcript has 7 exons. The record is from RefSeq and is a predicted model, not a curated record. Gene Ontology annotation, molecular function: N-methyltransferase activity.
GCUCUGUGUCGUGAUUGAGCGAUGUUUUUGUGGUAAUUGUGUGAGUGUGGAGCUCUGAUCUCCUCUCCUCUCCGGAUCGGGGCAGCAUGGCGAGUCUCGGCGCCUGGAGCUCGGCGUCAACUCGCUCUCCUCUGUUCUCCUCUCCUGUCUCCUCCUGUCCUCCUCUCCGUUGCUCUGCUGAACGGCUGCGGCUGAGAAACGCUCGCUUUGUGAACCUGUUGAUGAGCCGCUGUUACAGCAGGCGCAGCUAGGCUGGCUGAUACACAGAGAGCUGGACUGACCGAGCGACUGUCCUUCACUGUGACAGACAGAGCAGGGGACACAACCGGCAGGUCUUCUGUGGUCACUCAUUAACACCACACUUCCUCCAGUGACUAGCGAUGGCGGCUCCUCUCAGAAGUCUGGUGGAGGAUUAUUCCAGAUAUCAUCAGGCUUUCCAGCUGUUCCUGGAACGCUCCUCCGAACACCAGUGCAUGAGAGAUUUCAUCCAUGCAGUGCUUCCAGACAUGCUGGCCAGCGUUGGAUCUGGACAAAGCACUCUGAACGUGAUGGGAGUGGGAAGUGGAGCAGGUGAGAUGGACUUGGAAAUGCUUGGGCAGCUGCGCUUAAAGCACCCAGAGGCCAAAGUGGACAAUGAGGUGGUGGAGCCCAGCGGUGACAUGCUUUACAAGUAUAAAGUUUUAGUGUCGAAGACACCAGACCUUGAUCACAUCACCUUCCGGUGGAAUAAGAUGACCGCGUCGGAGUUCGAGAAGGACUGGAAAGAGAGAAACCUGGAGAAAAGAAUGGACUUCGUUCACAUGAUUCAGAUGCUGUACUAUGUGAAGGAUCCAGAGGCCACAGUUACGUUUUUUCGAAGUUUGCUGCACAAGAACGGCAAACUGCUCAUCAUACUGGUCUCAGGUGAGAGCGGGUGGGGCCGGCUGUGGAGAACCUUCAAGGCCGAGCUGUGCAACACCGACAUCAGCCAGUGCAUCACGACCAGAGACAUCAAAAGCUUCCUGGACGCCAAAGGGAUCCCGUACCAGAAGCACACAAUGCCGUCCCAGAUGGACAUCACAGAGUGCUUCAAACCAGGGGACGAGAAAGGAGAGCUGCUGCUGGACUUCCUGACCGAACUGAUGGACUUCAGUAAGAGCGCAUCCCCGGAGCUGAGGGAAGGUGUGCUGGAGCUGCUCAGACAUCCAGACUGCAGCAAAGAGGUGGACGGCAGGGUUAUAUUCAAUAAUAACCUGGAGGCUAUAGUGCUCGACCCCUAGACCUGACACUUAGACGCAUUGUGCAGAGGGGAUUAAAGGUGCACUUCGACUAGCAGUAAGAUUAUACCAGGAUUUCUACCUUAAAUCUGAGCUGUUUGAGUAAAUCUAUUGAUUUAAAUCCAUUGGAUGCACUGGAUUUCAGAAAUUCAUAAGCACAGAGUUCAGGAUGAGCACAGAUCAUUGACCUAUUGCUGUUGUUGGAUCAAAACCUCGUAACUUUACAGGAGAAGGAAAAAACCUACUUUACUUUUAAUGCAAGUCAGUGGAACCAGAGUUUUUUCCAAGUCAUUUUGGGCCGUUUGUUUUGGUCCAUUCAUCGUGAAGUUUACACACGAUGUAAAGACCAACAGGAAUUUUCAGAUCAUGUCAAAAACUGAAAAACCACAAAAAUGGAGAUACAAGGUUUUCUUCUGACAGCAGCGAUAUGCAAGGUUCAUCUUCUCCAAUCAGGAACAAAUCGACCUUUCACGAAAUCCUACACAGUUAAAACAGACGACUCUUUAAGGGUUCAUUGGAAUUUAGAAUCAUGAGUUCUAUAUAGCAUCAUUUCAUGCUUAAAUGGUUCUAUAUAGUACCAAAAAAGGUUCUUCUAUUACUGCGAUGUCAAGCCUUUAACGAUAGUUGAACCCUUUUUGGUGCUAUGUAGAAUUAUAUUAGAAAAGGUUCUAUACAGAACCACAUACGACAUACUCUCCAUCAAUUUGAAGAACCAUUUCACCAUGCAUAGAACCAUUUAAGCAUGCAGAUGGUUCUAUAUGGAACUCACGGUCCUAUAUAGAACUAUUGAUUUUCCUAACGAACCCUCCAAGAACCAUCCCAUCCAAACCCAGAAAAGCAAAAUGUUGAUUGAUUCAUUUUUUUCAGAAUAAUAGAAGUACGAAAAAUUAUGUUUCUUUUGUUAUUUUCAAAAAUACCUGAAAAAUUGAGUGUAAACAGAGCGAUGGUUCAGACGUCUUUACAGUGGUGGUGAUGGGAACCAGGCG